This is a messenger RNA of Oncorhynchus nerka (sockeye salmon), 3058 nucleotides long. Its product is annotated as 3 beta-hydroxysteroid dehydrogenase type 7-like. Bases 354 to 1454 code for a protein of 366 amino acids. The transcript has 6 exons. The record is from RefSeq and is a predicted model, not a curated record. NCBI's taxonomy places the organism in Eukaryota, Metazoa, Chordata, Actinopteri, Salmoniformes, Salmonidae. Gene Ontology annotation, biological process: steroid biosynthetic process. Gene Ontology annotation, molecular function: 3-beta-hydroxy-Delta5-steroid dehydrogenase (NAD+) activity.
CCGUACUGAACGACGAGGGUUGGGGAACACUGUUAGCAUGACCACUUCCCUUUAAAAACACGUAACUCAUUGUUUCCAGCCACACCUACCAAACGGUAGUAUAUUCAAGAACGUACAAGAACCUUUUGGGGGAGCGUGUCGUUCAGUACAAACGGUUGUUCAACGUAGCAAACGUUUAAGAGGACUGAACGCACCUCUAUCACUGUCUUUUUUUCAUUUAGUUCUUUCUCGUUGUGUAUCUCCGCUCGUUUAGAACGUUGGAUCGCAGAGGGAGUUGGAGAAAAUCAACAAGGACGACUCAGUAACUAAUCAACCAAACAUCAAUUGAUAGUAGCAACUAGCAACCGUGAAGAAUGUCGACUAAAGAACGGGGCCUGGUUUAUCUCGUCACCGGGGGCUGUGGGUUCCUCGGACAACACCUGUUACAGGUCCUUUUGGAGAAAGAGGAUGCGGUAACGGAAAUUCGACUUUUUGACAAACACAUCGACUCAAGUUUAAAUGGCCACAGCACAGAGCGGGUAAAGGUGGUGGUGACGCAGGGGGACAUCACAGAUUACUCCAGUGUCCUGGAGGUGUCCAAGGGGGCAGACCUGGUCAUCCACACGGCCAGCCUGGUGGAUGUCUGGCACAGAGUCCCUGAGACAGUCAUCCAGGCUGUGAAUGUUCAAGGAACUGUGAAUGUGAUCAAUGCCUGUGUGGAGAAUGGUAUUCAGUAUCUGGUCUACACCAGCAGCAUGGAGGUGGUCGGCCCCAAUGUGAAAGGAGACCCCUUUAUCAGAGGUGAUGAAGACACCAUCUACAAUGUUUAUCAUGAUAUGCCCUACCCCAGGAGCAAGGCCAAGGCAGAGAAACUGGUGUUGGAGGCCAAUGGCAAUAAGGUGAAUGAAGGGGCCUGCUUGUACACAUGCUCCCUCCGUCCCACAGGGAUCUAUGGUGAGCAGCACCAGCUGAUGAGGGACUUCUAUCAGAUGGGUGUGAGGACAGGGGGCUGGAUCAUUCGAGGCGUCCCAAAGGACACGGAACAUGGUCGUGUCUAUGCAGGUAAUGUGGCUUGGAUGCAUCUGCUGGCUGCUCGCUCCCUGAGAGAGCACCCCCAAAGGCUUGGAGGGGAAGUUUACUUCUGCUAUGACGACUCACCCUACAAGAGUUAUGAGGAUUUCAACAUGCAGUUCCUGUCUGGGUUCAACUUCCGCCAGGUUCAUGUGCCGCUAUUGGUGCUGUGGUUUGUGGCGUGCCUGAAUGACCUGCUCCGCUGGGUGCUGAAGCCUGUGUGCAGCUACACACCAUUACUCAACAGCUACACCCUCGCUGUGGCCAGCACCUCCUUCACAGUGGGUUCAGACAAGGCCCAGCGCCACUUCCAGUACCGCCCCCUCUAUGACUGGGACCAGUGCAAGGCCCGCACACAGAGAUGGGUGGACACCUUUCCCUUCGCAGGCCCCAAGGACUCCUGAUCUGCUGGUCUGGUGGAACCUUGUCUGGGCUAAACCGAUGCACCACACAUCAUAACCUGGGAUGGAUGGAGGAGUGAGAGGACUUUCUCAGAUUUAUAUUCUCACUAUGUUUGCUUCAUCAUAAGCAGUAUAUUCAUUACACGUAUGCAAACAAACUCUUGACCCCUGAACUCUUAAACCCUGAGCUAUGACCUCCUGCACGUGUUCUUCAAAAAUGGUUAUGUCCUCCUACCUGUCACUACUUGUGGCUAGCCUGUAGCUCCUCAGGCAAAAUGAUGACAAUGCAUGUUCCACACUGAAAUGGGUCACUUAUCCAUCCCAUGACCUUCUGAUUCACAUGAGACCCUUCCCAGCCCUAAAUAAGAGAUAAUAUAUUGGAGAUUCAAUAUAAAUGUUUGGGGCUUUAUCGGACAUUGCAAUAUUCAUCUUCUUACAAAAGGGGUAGAUAUAAUGUGAUUGUAGUCAUAAAAGGGCAUAUAGAUAUGUGAUAUAGGAAAGCUGCUCAUGAAUUGUUUUGAGUCUAUUUCCAACAAUACAUGGUGCAAUACAUUGCUAUACAUAUUUUGCAAUACAUUUUUCACAAGACAUCAUCACUACAUAGACUUGAUCUGUUUUUGUUGAAGAGCACUAGUGCAGAAAAUAAGUACUUACAUCUUAAACAUGCAUUAAUGCACACAGAGAAUAUUGUCUGAUUAUGUUCUGUGAUUUUAGAGUUUUAUAAAUCACCUGCUAUACAUUAAGGUGAUUUUAUCAUCUGAAUGCACUGCCAAUUUAAAAACAAUAAUAAAAUAAAAUAAUUAAAGAACAUUUCCCAGUGCAGUCAGAUUUAAACUUCAGACAGAGAAAAUGUUAAUUUUAUAUUUCAUAAUUGAUUAUUAUUAUAAUUUUGAGAAGUAGCAUUACUUAAAGAGCAACUGAAGGCAAUAAAAAACGUAUAUUCUCUGGUAGAAAAUGGCCUAUGUCUCAAACCAACUACAUUAAAGAAAUGUAAGCAUUUCAUGAGACACCUAUAAAACAUGUGUAACAUGAAAAUAUUGUCCUAUUUACAAUGUGUAAUUUAUUGAUGGUCCCAAACUAUCCCCAGAGAUAGGCUAUCCAAAGUCAAAACUAUUUUGACACUGUCGCACACCAGCCGGCAAAGAAGUUGGAUAGCGUGCUAGCUAAUUUAGGCUUCUUCCAGACACAAGACCUUGUUUGAAUGUUUCAAGUUAUCUCAAAGGGUGUGUACUGUUUUAGCACAGUGUAAGUAGAAAUGCUUCCCACGUCGGAACAAACACAAGAGACGCCCACAUCAAAGAGUUCCUCCGAGACCCAAAACUCGUUUAGUUUAAUUUCCUAAUGAGGAGAAUUGAAAUCAGGAAGUUCAGCCCCCUUUAAGAAAACAAUAGACAUACUUGGAACACAGAAUUGGUUGAAUGGUAUCAAACACAUGUUUCCCAUGUGUUUGAUGCCAUUCCAUUAGCUCCAUUUCAGCCAUUAUUAUGAGCCAUCCUCCCCUCAGCAGCCCCCUGUGACUUGGAAAGUAUACUCUUUCUGUAUUGAAUAUUGUAUUAAAUAUGUAUUAUGUAUUUAUGUUUAAUUCCAAAUACAACUGUUUUAAUUAA